CACCGUAUCGACGUCUCUUCCGAACGACAUAGCAAUCGCCACGCCACCGACCUUUUUCCGUUGCGCAACUUCUAUUGCCGUCGCGCUAUAUCCGGAUCCUAGAACAGUACACGUUGGCGACUCCUCAUUUGGCCACCUACGCAUACCAUACCUCCUCCUCGACGCCAGCGCAUCGCGCUCAUUACACACCACCACCAUGGCGGGGCUUUUCCGUAAAGUGUACGACUGGCUGUUGAGGACGUUCUGGGCGACAGAAAUGGAUGUGACGAUGAUCGGUCUCCAAAAUGCGGGUAAGACGUCUCUACUCCGCGUACUUGCAGGCGGCGAGUUCACCAUCGACUCGAUCCCGACGGUCGGAUUCAACAUGAAGCGGGUGCAACGAGGACACGUUACACUGAAAUGUUGGGAUAUUGGUGGUCAGCCCCGGUUCCGAACGAUGUGGGAAAGAUACUGCCGUGGCGUCAACGCUAUCGUCUUCAUCGUCGAUAUCGCUGAUAUGGACCUGCUGCAGCAGGCUCGGGAGGAACUUCAUGCUCUCAUGGACCAAGCUUCUCUGAGGGAAAUCCCGCUCCUUGUUUUGGGGAACAAAUCGGACCUCCCGCAGAAGUUAUCGGUGGACGAGCUGAUCGAUGCGCUUGACCUCAAGUCCAUAGGCCAUCGCGAGGUCUGCUGCUACGGCAUCAGCGCCAAGGAGGAGACCAACUUGGAUGCCGUGCUGCAGUGGCUGAUGAAGUGGGCGAACAGGUGAUGCGUAAUACUGAUGCGCGUUGGGUGCCUCGAUCCACCGCGUUCCCAGUUGUCCCGCCCUGCCGUUCCUACUCGAUCGCAUCCCUCUCAGGGUUGUGGGCUAGUGGAUUCGAAAGGGUAA
This is a messenger RNA of Colletotrichum acutatum, 868 nucleotides long. Its product is annotated as ADP-ribosylation factor family protein. Gene Ontology annotation, cellular component: lysosomal membrane. The transcript has 4 exons. Gene Ontology annotation, molecular function: GTP binding; GTPase activity. Bases 197 to 748 code for a protein of 183 amino acids. NCBI's taxonomy places the organism in Eukaryota, Fungi, Ascomycota, Sordariomycetes, Glomerellales, Glomerellaceae. Gene Ontology annotation, biological process: protein transport. The record is from RefSeq and is a predicted model, not a curated record.